Molecule: messenger RNA, 2664 nt
Organism: Magallana angulata
Lineage: Eukaryota; Metazoa; Mollusca; Bivalvia; Ostreida; Ostreidae
Product: centrosomal protein of 72 kDa-like
Exons: 15
Coding region: 59-2005 (648 amino acids)
Molecular function (GO): protein binding
Source: RefSeq, a predicted model, not a curated record
UUUUCUUUUCCGGAUUCAUCCAGUCUUCAGACUGAGCAUUACACAUUGUUUUGAAAACAUGGCGCUUACUUUGUCAGAAGAAGUGAUUCGAAACCGGGUAAAUCUGCAGCAUGAUAACUUGGAGGAUGUUAAAGCCUUAUCGCUGCCAGGGACUUAUCAUGAAAAAGUUGUUUGUCUGGGAAAUUCUCUGCGGAAGUUUUCCAGAUUAAAGGCCCUAGAUCUUUCAAGAAAUUCCCUUGCCAGCCUUCAGGGAUUGGAACAUUUAAAACUGUUGGAAAAGUUAAACUUAUAUUACAACAAUAUAGAGACAAUGGAGGAACUAAAGAGGCUCAGAUACAAUACAAAUCUGAAGGAUCUGGAUCUCCGGCUGAAUCCAGUUACCCGGACUGAGCCAGAUUACAGACUCUAUAUGAUUCAUAUGCUACCAAAUCUUCAGAAACUGGAUGACCGAGGGGUGAGGGACCGGGAGAGACAGGCUGCCCUGGUUCACUUCAGCUCCAGUCAGGCCACAGAGAUGACCCACCACCCCCCACAACAGGAGCCUGCCCAGAGAGCACCAAACCCAAGGGCGGAAAUGGUCAGGGGGGUUGGAAAAGGAGUUGUGGCCUUAGAUGAUGAUGAUGUGGCUGUUCUCGACCUCAUUGCAAGGUCAGGUGGUGACCUUAGUCGACCUCGUCCUAUAACUGGGUCAUCUGCCAGAGAAGACCAGAUGCAGGAGUAUUCAUUGGAUGUGUUAAAAAGUUUGGAUACAGAACAAACAGACAGUCCAUGGGAGAGGCCUCUCACCCCACCAGCCCCUGUAGAGGUGGAUGAGAGAUUAAAGACUUAUGCGGAGAAAUAUCCCAACAUUCCUGUGGUGAAUGUGACCUCUUAUGAUGACCCACAAUCUAGACAUGAUGUCAACCUGCAGUAUGAGGAUGAGGCAGAAGCUUACAACAAGUUCAAAAGUCAUGGCUACUUCACCCCCCACCCCAAUGCAGAGGUUCAUGCAGAUCAAAACAGAAAUCAAAGGGAGUUCACUCAGGACCCGCCCAGGGUUCCCACCCAGAGAAGAAGAUCUUUGGGAGAGGAGGAAGAUGCGCAUAAGCGAUCAAACAGCGCCCCCUCCAGGAAAGUAGAGGAUGACUUUGGAAUUCAUAGAGUGAAUGGAACAGACCAUCAAAGAUCCCCUGAUGAAUCAAAAACUAUAAAUGGAAGCACGCGAGGAAUGGCACCAGAAACCCCCGAGAAUAGAGCCUUCCUCUUCAAAAUUCUAGAUCUAGUUGACCGCUACUGGAAUGGAUCUAAAUCCCUCCACAAGCAUGCCAAGUUCAAAGCGCUGGCCUAUGGUGUGAUAGAAAACUUCCUGAAGUCUGAGGAUGAGGUGGAAGAGAGGGAAAAGCUUCAAGGUCAUUUAAAAACUCUCCAGGAUGAGAAUUAUCGACUACGGAAGUAUGAGGAGGCAGCCAAAGCUAAUCUGGCUGACAGUUCCGUCAAUGAGACACAGUUGAAAAACUCCCUUACAAAGGCCUACAGAGAUGUGGAUCAACUUAAAGAAAAAUUGCAGAAAUAUCAAAGUGAAAACAGAAAGCUAUCAUUUCAACUGAAAGAAACUGAAGAAUCAAAACACACAACAGUCUCUAGCCUCAAUCCAGCCCAGCUAGAUGAUAUCCAGCGACAGAAUGAGAUUCUGAAGUCUGAGGUGGAGAUGUUACAGAUCCGACUGAAGCAGUUUGGGCAGGUUCAGGAGCUGGCCAGCAUGCUACAACAGAGCCACAAGUCACUAGUAAACACCAACGAUCAUCUCUUAAAAGACUUGGAAGACAGCAAGCGUAGACAUCAAAAUGAAAUUCAGCAAAUGAACUGGAGCUACGAACAGCUCAAAAAAUCCAUGAACCUCUCCCGAGAUAACACAAAUAUGACUCGAGAGGGGUAUUCCCGAGGCCCACAGCGACAAGAGUUUGAUGCUGGGGGUUCAGAAAAGUUAUCUGGGUCUGCUUUAUUCUACAGAGACAUGGACUCAUAGCCCCAGACUUGGUGACUUAAAACAUCAGCUUGAACUUUACACAAGUCAUGAUUUUAUGUGCAUCAUCAUCAGGUGAUAUUAAUUGUAAAGAUCUGAAUCCUGCAUGCGAUAUUUAACAUAUUUUGACAGGAAAGAAAUCAAAUACAGAUUUGUAUUUUUUAAACCUUCCAGCAGGUCCAUCUUGCCAGUCUGGUUUGUUUUUCUUGUAGAUGAAAUGCAUUUAUAAAUUUCAGUAUAUAAUACAAUCAUUGCGUAGUGUGAUAUACAUGUAUAUGUGGUAAUUAUGAAAUAUAGCGGCAUUUUUGUGUAUUGUGAGGGGAUGGUGUUUAUCUGGUGUUCGAGUGACGUUAACUGUGCAAUGGUUUUUUUUUAAUCCCUCUUAAUACAUAAGUACCUCUAGUUGAAAUACAUGUAUAUAUAAAGUACAUGCAUUAGGUAGUGAAUGUCAGCUGUUAUUAUUGUUCUGUCUGUAUGUUACUCAUUACAGUUAGCUCUGCUGUGGUUGUUAAAAUCAGCAAUCUUGUUCAUACCUUGCACUUUUACAUGUAUAUUGGUGCAUCAGGCUAGGGUCUGUUCAAUUUACACAAAUUCCGUCCUUGAGUUUUUAUAUUAAUCUCUACGAUACUUGCAUUUUAUAUAAAAUAAAAAUGAAAAACUUG